AUGGCUGACAACGAGCCCGCACCCCCUGUGCCCGCGGAGCCGGCCAAGCCGGUGAAGAAACGCUCCCCGAAUCGCUUGGUAGUGGAAGAAGCGCUGAAUGACGACAAUUCCGUCAUUUCCCUGUCGCAGGCAAAGAUGGAGGAGCUGAAUCUUUUCCGCGGCGACAACGUGCUCAUCAAGGGGAAAAAGCGAAAGGACACGGUGUGCAUCGUCUUGGCUGACGAGAACCUAGAUGAUAGCAAGAUCCGCAUGAACAAGGUCGUGCGGAAAAAUCUUCGAGUCCGCUUGGGCGACAUCAUCUCCGUCCAUGCAUGUGGAGACGUGCCGUACGGAAAGCGCAUUCACGUUCUCCCGCUGGACGACACCAUCGAGGGCAUCACAGGCAACCUCUUCGACACUUACUUGAAACCUUACUACCUGGAGGCCUACCGCCCCGCCCGUCAAGGGGACCUCUUCCUCGUGCGCGGUGGUUUCCGCCCCGUGGAGUUCAAGGUGGUUGGAGUGGAUCCUGGCGAAUUCGUUAUUGUGGCACCAGACACCGUGAUCCAUUGCGAGGGCGAACCAGUGAAGCGUGAGGAUGAGGAGCGGCUGGACGAUGUCGGAUACGAUGACAUCGGAGGCUGCAAGAAGGCGAUGGGUCAGAUUCGGGAGAUGAUCGAGCUCCCCCUGCGGCAUCCCACGCUCUUCAAGACGUUGGGGGUGAAGCCCCCACGAGGGGUCCUCUUGUAUGGACCCCCUGGAAGUGGCAAAACCCUGAUUGCGCGGGCCGUGGCCAACGAGACUGGAGCUUUCUUCUUCCUCAUCAACGGUCCAGAAAUCAUGUCCAAGAUGGCAGGAGAGGCGGAGAGCAACCUGCGCAAGGCUUUCGAGGAGGCCGAGAAGAACUCUCCCGCAAUCAUCUUCAUCGAUGAGAUCGACUCGAUCGCCCCAAAGCGAGACAAGACCAGCGGCGAG
Symbiodinium necroappetens is the source of this 954-nucleotide messenger RNA. The record is from the annotation of a GenBank genome assembly. Lineage: Eukaryota; Dinophyceae; Suessiales; Symbiodiniaceae.